Xyrauchen texanus (razorback sucker) is the source of this 1776-nucleotide messenger RNA. Its product is annotated as tyrosine-protein kinase STYK1-like. The record is from RefSeq and is a predicted model, not a curated record. Gene Ontology annotation, molecular function: transmembrane receptor protein tyrosine kinase activity; ATP binding. Gene Ontology annotation, biological process: positive regulation of kinase activity; protein phosphorylation; multicellular organism development. Gene Ontology annotation, cellular component: signaling receptor complex. Lineage: Eukaryota; Metazoa; Chordata; Actinopteri; Cypriniformes; Catostomidae.
AUGGCAUCCUCUGUCAGUUCUGCAUAUUCUAGAUGUGCCAGUGGAGACACAUUAUGUGAGAUCCGUGUGUAUGAACAGGAAGUGAUCAUUGUCCCAGUGCUGUUUUUGAUGAGUUUCUUUGUCAUGUUGGUGUUUCUGCUGUUGCUGAAAUUCUGUCCCGAGAAAGUAGAUCGUCUGCAACCCAGCUCCAUACGAGCAACUAGGACUAGGAGAAACUUACAAGGCGUUGAUGCUCCUCUGGGUCUGAAUCCUCUGGAAGGUGAGCGCAUAGCACUGGACACCAUAUCUUACAUGACAUUCACCCCUUCGUCACCAGUCCGCAAACAAUACAGGUCUGACCGCACCUCCUUCAGUGCCAACAAUGUGGCCUUCCCAGAUGGGCGAGGCUCUUUUGGGGCCACAGCUUCAGCCUUCACAAAGCCCAAGGAACUCCCACGCCAGCGACUUCCAGAGAAUUUUAACAGGGUGUCUCCUCUCCCAGCAUCAUACUCUUUGAAGUCAGACUCCUCUGUCUCACUAUAUAGGGCUCGUAUGGAGAACAGAAAUGUGGUGCUGCGUGUACUUCAAGAUUCAGUUGGUAACAGGGAAAGUCAGUCUUUCCUGGGCUUUGCAGCCUUCCUUUCUCAGUUGGGGCCCCACCCCUUCUUACUGGAGCUUCUGGGAGUUGUAUCACUGCGUGCUCCUCUCAUUACCGUUGUUGAAGAGAUGGAGAACCGAGAUUUGCUCGGAUUCCUGUGGAUGUGUAGGCAGGAUAAUGCUGGACUAGACACCAUUUGUCAGAUGACAGAGAAAAAGAUCUUCACCAUGGCCUCACAUGUGUCUUCUGCCCUGGACUAUCUCCAUAGCAAAGAUCUUCUCCACUGCAACAUUAAGGCUCGCAGUGUAUUGGUCAGCAGUAUAUUUACAGCAAAACUCUGGGGUUUGGACGAUUUAUAUGCAAGGACUUCAGAAAGUGCAAAUUACCGUGAAGAUCCUGGAAGAAAGAAGUGGCAUGCUCCAGAGUUAUUGGACAAGAGACCCGCCACUCAAAAAAGUGAUGUUUGGUCAUUUGGGCUGCUGCUGUAUGAAAUGGUGACUCUUGGCGAGGUCCCUUUUGCAGAAAUCCCUGUGAAGGAACUCCUUCAGUAUCAUCAGAGAGCCAAAACCCUGAAGAAACCAAACAACUGCUCCAACUCACUUUACUCAAUUAUCAAAGCUUGUUGUCAGUGGAAGGAACAAGAGCGUCCUUCAUUGGCUGACAUCAGGCGUAAACUUCAAUCAGGAGAGAAGAGUGCCAAUGACAGCGUCAUUCUACGGGUUCCUGAGCCAAUCAAUAUUGAGCAGUAUCUGAAGGACGCAGGAUAUGGAGAAUCCAACAACUAUACCAUUUUUUAAAACUGAAGGCUCUGCAUCAUAUUAAAUAUCCAUAUAAAACCUCAUUUUGAAUCUCUAGUGCUGCCUAAAGAGUAUAAUUGACUGUAGACCAACCAUUGGCUCUCUACUGUAAUUUAUCUCUAUGACUGGCUAAAUCAACCACUGGCUCAUGCAACUGUAGUUUAAUUUCCAAUAAUAACAACAUGGGAAAAUUGGAAAGAACCUUAAAAAGACAUAUUAUAUUAACAAUGUUUACAAUAUUAACAAUGUUUUCUUAUCUAAAUGUGCUUCUUUGAACUAGACCCUGAUCUUUUGCCAUUUAUUAAAAUCUAAUUCACCAUAACUUUAGAGAAAUGUUCUAUUCUAUACAAGACAACUUAAAAUGAUUAGUAUUGGUAUCUUAUUGUUUAAAGAAAUGUACUG